CUUCCCCCGGCGGCACGCCACGCUAGGGCGCGGCACGCCAUCCCGCGUCCGACGGCUGGGCGCUGGCAGAGAGGCGGCAUGUCGGGCUUGGACUACCUGGCGGCCGAGUGCCUGGUGUCCAUCUCCAGCGGGGCCCUCGUCCACCCCGCCGCCCCCUCGGAAGACUGGACGGCGCGCCCCGGCUGCCGUUCGACGGCGCGCCAGCCCGUGCGCCCCGCCGCCGCCGCCGCGCCCUCCGACGGCCUCCGCCCUUCGCCCGGAGGGGGCCAGCUGGCCUGCGGCUUCAGCGCUUUCCCGGAGGGCCGAGCCCCCGACGGCGCCAGCCCGGCUGUGCCCGCCGCGGCCGCCCCCUCGCCCAAAAGGCACCGGUGCCCCUUCCCCGGCUGCGCCAAGAUCUACGGGAAGUCGUCGCAUCUGAAGGCGCAUCUCCGAACGCACACGGGUGAGAGGCCUUUCCCUUGCAGCUGGUCUGGCUGCCAGAAGAGGUUCGCCCGCUCUGAUGAGCUGGCCCGUCACUUACGCACCCACACCGGGGAGAAGCGCUUCACCUGCCCGCUCUGUGACAAGCGUUUCAUGCGCAGCGACCACCUGACCAAGCACGCCCGGCGCCAUCCUGCCUUCCGCCCAGGCAUGGUCCAACGGUCCAACUGCCACAGUGCAUCCCCCAGUGACUCGGCUGCCAGCAGCCUGGCCGGGAGCCCUGCCCCUGACAGCCCCACCUCUGACAGCCCCGCCCCUUAAAAAGUCUGUGGCAAAAGUCCUGUUAUGGCUGGUGCUUGCUGCACUUCUUUGGAAGAUGUCCUUCUGACCCAUGGAAGACACCCGGGAGACAUUCUGCCACAGGAAAGCCUGGCGCUCCAGCACUUCUCCCCCAUCCCCACUGGAGCUCUCCACCAGUCUGAAGCUCUGCAUGACUCCUAGAUGCCCCAUGGGGCCAGCUGCCAAACCCAGCACAAUCUCCCAAGUCCUCCCAAGCGACUAGGAUAACCAAAAUUGAAUAUUUCUGGUUUUGCUCCCUUUGGAUCUAGCCACCCUGACUUGCCUGCAUUUCCUGGCAUGACAGACAGGCCCCCCCCCCCCCCGCCUCUGUGACUGGCAUCCUGGGAAGACUGCCUGAGCAUGAAGACUUUUAACCUGCUAUUUGCUGCCGCAUGCAACAUUCCAAGCAGAACAUUCCACCCUUAUACUCAGGAACAGAAGAAUGUGGAGCCCAAGACCUGUCUGACCCAGUGUUCUGCUUCCAACAGUGGCCAGUCCCAAACUGGUGUCUGCUAGAGAGUGCUGUUCCUUAUUUUUGUCCCCAGCACCAGAGAUAUUCUGCCACUGAACAAGGAGGCUCCAUUCGUUGCUGUCAUGGCUGACAGCAACUGACGGAUUCCUCUACCCUUCCUGAAUGUGUUAAAUCCUUCUAAACAUAACCGCCUGCACUGCUACAUCCUUUUGCCAUGAAUUCCAUGGAGUGCUUAGACAUUGGAUGAAGAAGGAAUUUCAGAUGUGACUGCUCUCCCAGGGCCCAUUACUGUCUGGGUUAAUCAAACUUGACGACACCGAUUCUUUCUCUCUAACCUCCAGAAUAGUUCCCCCAUGGCUUAAAUGGUGCCCCCCCCCUUUGAUCUCGAUUUAAAGAUCUCAAUAUAAUUCCCUCCCAAGGGGGAAGGCUUCUCUAUAGGUGUGGUUGAUUUCUGACCUUGAUGCCUAUAACUCAAUGGUACCUCUCCUAAGUUAAUAGAUAUCACUUGUAAAUAGUUUUUGCCCCUGGCUCGAGGGCUAUCUUGUAAAGGAGGUGAGGGGUGUUUUUAUGGGUGUGGUGGCUGUUGCUUUGAUUUUUUUAAGUGUGUUCAUUAUUUUUAUUAAAGGGUAAAACAAAAAUGACAGAAGGGGAGGCAGUUAGGACUUGAAUGGCCUGGUUCACAAACAUCACAAAGGGACUGGCGCUGGAGGAAGGCAGCUUCCUUGCCUCCUUCCGCGGCCUGCCUUGACCCCUGAAAUUGUGCUCCUUCAGGCCGGUGGAGGUGAAGGAACAGCAGAGGGUGCGUGGAAGUCUGCAGUGGAAGGGAGGAAUUUGCAAAAAUCACACACCCCUCUUCCACAGAUGGGAAAGCCAUUUCAUAACUGCCACAUAGGAUCCUGUUGCUGAGUCCUCCCCUCGGAAUAUGGGUGGAAUGGGUGUAGCCAGGCUCCAGCCGGUCGGAACAGAUUUACUAGUGUGAGUUGAAAUGUAUCAAAGCACUUUUAAUGGGGGACCGUGCCCCUGGCAAUCUACUGCACAUCAGGGAUUCCUUUCUUUUAUUUUUAAGAAAUUGAUUUUGAUGCUUUGGGGUGAUGGAAGAGACCCAAAGGCACACCUGAUCUCCAGAAAGCUGUUGUUUGGAAAGUAGGGCUCUGUUUGUGUGCGCACGACAUCAUUGGGCUCUACCACUGUCUGCUUUUAGAAAUUUUGAGUCUGUUGGGUCCAGGACGAGGUCCAUCCCACAGGCACUUCCUCAUAAGCGGGGCUGAUGGUGUCUCUCUGUGUACAGAGGACCAUUCACAAACAAUUUCAUGACUGCUGGAACUUUUUAAUGAAAAUGAUGAAUGGGGUUGGGAGAGUUACUGCUGGCCAGAUUGCUUGCUCUGUGCACGAGUGUUCAGAUUAACAAAAUGCUCAAGAAAAGUUGCAGCUUUGAGUUUCGGGUGGCCAAAAUGCCCUUGAGCCAGUUUAAUCAGAUGAAUCUGGGCUGGGACAGCCUUAAGGGAACCUGAUAAACUUUGGGCCUUCAAACCUAGCAACUUCCUGAAAUGGCAGCUGACACCCCACCCCCCCAGGUUUAGUGUGCUGUGUGAUCCCUUUGGGGAUGGCACGCUGGUAUGGAUUUGAACUUCAGACCCAGGGAUUCUAAAAUGCAGGAUAUGAUUUUGGGAGUGCGAGUCACUCUCAAAAGUGUACUGCCUGACCCAGAGGUAUAAACUAUCUUGACAGUUUGAAGCCAGGAAAAAAAAAUUGGGAGGAAAAAAAUGGGAAUUUCGGGGGAAAUUGAAAAAAAAAAUCAGACCUUGGCAAACCUGAACUUUUGUUUUCACUGCUUUAGAACCAUAAAAUACAUUUUUCAUAAUUUUAGCGGCUUCUGCAGAGUUAUCUCCAUCCCAAAUGCAACACAGCAGUGGGAUUCCAUGGGGCCCACAGUGACUGGCAUUGUGUCUGUGCUUUUGUGCAGUGGAAGAUCCACCGUGAGUGGCUUGGGAACAGGUGCCUGUGGAUUUGUGGCCACCAUUCCUGCCUGCUCCUAUGGAAGGGGUGAAUUUUCAUGCCCUGGUCUAGAAGCAGCCUUUGUUAGCCUCUAAAACUGCACUGUUUGGCCUAUUGAUAACUAUUUAAACUGUGUGUUUGAAUAAAACGGCAAAUUUAUCUCUCUGUGUGUAAAGUGCCAUCAAGUUGCAGCUGACUUAUGGCAACCCUAUAGAGCCACUUUGGUGUACUAGUUAAAAGAGCGGCAGGAGUCUAAUCUGGACAACUGGGUUUGAUUCCUCACUCCUCUGCUUGAAACCAGCUUGGGUGACUUUGGGUCAGUCACAGCUCUCUCAGCUCCAUCCACCUCACAGGGUGAUUGUCAUGAGGAUAAUAACAUACUUUGUAAACCACUAAGUGGGCAUUAAGUUGUCCUGAAGGGUGGUAUAUAAAUUGAAUGUUGUUGUUAUCAUAAGGCAAGAGAUGAACAGAGGUGGUUUGCUAUUGCCUGCCUCUACGUAGCAACCCUAGACUUCCUUCAUAGUCUCCAAUCCAAGUACUAACCAGGGCUCACCCUGAUUGGUUUCUGAAACCUGAUACUGGGUUUGCUUAGGCUGCAAACAACCAUCCCCGAUACUACCUAAGAAUAAAUAUCUUCUUGUCCGCCAUCUGGGAAAAAAAAGGGGGUGAAAAUAGAAACUCCAUUUUGUUGCCGCUAGAAACAGUCUGUAUACAGUCCCAGUAUUUGUAGCCUGGCAGCUGAUAUGGAUAUCUAAUAGAACAGCACUUAAUACAUUGACCCCUUCAAGUAAUAUGGUCCACUGUACAUCUUUUGAAUUGUGGGCAAAAUUAAUCCCUUGUAAAAAUAUCCAGAAAUGCAGCAUAUGCAGAAUUAUCAUUAUCCCAUGCUGUAGAUUGACAUAUUUAAAAAUCUUCAUGCUAUACUGAAAAUAUUUUUAGUAAAACCACAUCUCAAGUAUUUAUUUUCUUCAAACAGCUAAAAUAAUUAAUUUGAGGGUUUUUUUUAAUGUUCCCCACAUUUCCAGUUUCUCCGUGGGAAUUCUUUUUAAAAAGCUGACGAUAGAAGAAAGGUAGUUUCCCAACCCCACCCCCCUAGCCAUUACAUCUCUAGGUUGCUUGCCCAAACGGAGUGGGUUGGGAUCCCCGAUGUCUUGGAGAGGAACAGAACUGAAUAUAGCACCAGCAGUUCUGGACCUGGCAUAAAGUGUCACACGCCCUUGUGGAACCACGUGGGAGCAGUAAUUUUCCCCACACGCUUUCACUGUAGGAGAAUUUAUUUUCUAAAAAAAAAACAUUGUCCCUUUAUUGAGCUAUUGAUACCAAAAAGCAAAUAUUUUAAAGAGGAACAUAGAUUUUUAUUUACAAAAAAAAUUGUUGACUUUGGUUUGCAAGAGGUAUUUUUGAAAUGAAAGAUCAAAUUGCAUUCGCAGGCCUUAGGAAAUGGAUGCGAGUGCAAAAGUUUUAUUUUUUAUUAACGAUGUUUUGUGGUAGACAUUCAGCUUUCCCCCUGUACUAGCCUAAUUCGUAGUGCAAAAUGAGAGGUGCUGGAGCUCUUACGCAUUUCCAUGUGCAAGGUGCAUUCCAUGUGCCUGGAAUAGCUUGCAUAUAAUCCAGUUGUUGGUGCGUAUCUUUCUCAUAGAAGGGAACAAGGUGGCUUUGUGAGGCACUAGCUUCAGAGGUACCUUAAAUGGGACAUACCAGUGCUUAAUAUGUAAUUAAGCCAAAUUUUACUUUGAAACAGCCAUAAUUUUAUUUUGAGAAGCUAUGACCUCCCAAAGUACCUGCUUUAAUCACUUAAGUUACAAAGCUCUGGUAAUUCCCUAGGAACAAGUGAAUUUAUUUGUUCCUAUUUAUAUUUGCUUGGUAACAGAGCUCAAGAACUAUUUUUUUGGUCUAUAUAUCUGGAUUUGUGUGUUGUUGGGUGCUGUGCAGAUUCCCAAGUGGGUAUUUUUCCAAGUCUGUAUAUUUUCUAUAUAAGCACUGAAAGUCAUGUGUGUUUUCUCUCGAGUGAAGUUUUUAAUUAAAACAAAAAGCUGUGUUUUAAUUUGUUCCUGUGUGUUAUUUCUGGAGAGUUAUCCCAUCCCCACACAGUUUCCUCAGGAGUAACACCCAUUGAACACACUGGGAUUGAUAAAUAAGUUUGUAAUCUGGUACAUGC
Eublepharis macularius is the source of this 5384-nucleotide messenger RNA. It is a transcript of the gene KLF16, whose product is annotated as KLF transcription factor 16. The record is from RefSeq and is a predicted model, not a curated record. Gene Ontology annotation, molecular function: RNA polymerase II cis-regulatory region sequence-specific DNA binding; DNA-binding transcription factor activity, RNA polymerase II-specific. Gene Ontology annotation, biological process: regulation of transcription by RNA polymerase II. Lineage: Eukaryota; Metazoa; Chordata; Lepidosauria; Squamata; Eublepharidae. The transcript has 2 exons. Bases 79 to 741 code for a protein of 220 amino acids.